Pedinophyceae sp. YPF-701 is the source of this 300-nucleotide messenger RNA. Lineage: Eukaryota; Viridiplantae; Chlorophyta; Pedinophyceae. The record is from the annotation of a GenBank genome assembly.
AUGUCGAAGACCCAGGCCGACAUCGAGGCCGAGCAGGAGGCCAUGCUGAAGGCGAAGUACGGUGGCUUGAAACCCAAGCAGCGUCUGCUGCCCAAGGACCACAAGUUCUUCGACUCGGCGGACUGGGCGAUGCAGAAGCAGAAUCCGGGCGCGCGCGGGGCUCCCAAGCCUUCCCCGCAGGCCCCCAAGGCGGACGCCCCCUCGGACGAGGCCGCGCUCGAGCCCAAGACGGAGCCAACAGGCCACAAGAAGUCCAACCGCAGCUCGUUGGAUCGAACGAGCGGCGGAGGCGACGCUUGA